Molecule: messenger RNA, 1119 nt
Organism: Candidozyma auris
Lineage: Eukaryota; Fungi; Ascomycota; Pichiomycetes; Serinales; Metschnikowiaceae
Gene: PPE1
Product: carboxylesterase-mitochondrial 37S ribosomal protein YmS2
Exons: 1
Coding region: 1-1119 (372 amino acids)
Biological process (GO): protein demethylation
Molecular function (GO): protein methylesterase activity
Source: RefSeq, a predicted model, not a curated record
AUGAGUGACUUGGAAAGAAAAUUAUUUGAAACGAAAAGACUGAAGGUUUCUCUCGAGCCGAUCGAAGAGCAGCCGACUGAAAGAUAUGCUCUCGAUAAUACCCAGAAGGAAGUCAGACACUUGAUGAAUGAAUCCUGGAGAAACACUCUUUUUGAGCAACGCAAAAAAUUGUUAACUUUUGAGGAUAAGUUUUAUCGAGACUCUACCCAUUAUGUUCAAACAUAUUAUCUACCCCCAGAGCUGAAUGAUUUACCAGUGUUGGUGUGUCAUCACGGCGCUGGGUCAUCAUCACUGACAUUUCUUGCCUUCAUUUCAGCUCUAAAAUCACAGACUGAAUAUCCCCGUCCAGGUGUUUUUCUAUUUGAUAUGUUUGGCCAUGGUCGAUCUACUGACCGUCCAGAGAAGAAUUAUGAAUUGGACGCUUUGACUGACGAUUUUAGUUUCAUCAUGACGGAGUUCUUGGCAAGGACUCUGGCCAAAAGACUUUUUUUUAUUGGUCAUUCACUUGGAGGAUCUAUAAUGACCAACUUUCUCGCUAGGGAUAAUCUGUUGUUGCAGAAAGUUUCUGGAUUAGCUCUCUUGGAUAUUGUUGAGGAAACGGCUGUGCGGUCUCUCAAUAAAGUUAGCUUCUUUCUUAAGUCCAGGCCAAGGCAAUUUAAUGACUAUGAAGAUGCGAUGUAUUGGCAUUUGAACAGCAAGCUAUUGAAUAAUGAAGAGUCUGCGAAACUCAGUAUUUAUGAUCUUUUCACCGAAGACGCUCAAGGAUGUCUCAAGUGGCGUGCUGAUUUAGAAGGCAUGGCACAUUUCUGGGGAGAUUGGUUUCUUGGAAUGUCUGAGAAGUUUUUAAGGUGUGACGAACCUAUGACAAAGAAGAUACCUAAACUUCUUGUUCUUGCGGGUAACGAGCAUCUUGACAAGGACUUGAUCAUCGGACAAAUGCAAGGAAAAUAUCAGCUAUUAGUAUUUGAUAAUCUACUUGAGACAGGCCAUUUCAUUCAAGAGGAUAUUCCCAAGAAGCUUAGCAUCAGCAUUUUGGAAUUCUUGAAGAGACAUGACAUCGCAUACAUUGAGCGCACACAGACAACCAGAAGGUCUCUUUGGGGUGGUUCGAUACAUUAA